Molecule: messenger RNA, 1050 nt
Organism: Suillus subalutaceus
Lineage: Eukaryota; Fungi; Basidiomycota; Agaricomycetes; Boletales; Suillaceae
Exons: 4
Coding region: 1-1050 (349 amino acids)
Source: RefSeq, a predicted model, not a curated record
AUGCGCCCUAGUCCUUCAGCUAAGGGGGCCAGCGCGCCAGUACAAGAGGUCCCUGAGACUGAAGAACAAAAACUCCUCCGUGCUUGGGUCGCGCUUCUGCAGGCGCUGGAUACUCAGGUGAAGAUCAUUCCUGAUGAUAGCCCUGAGCUCUUUGAGGAUAGGGAGAUAUGGACGCGUGGAUGGAGCAAGCUGCAGGCGCAGCUAGGGGAGGCUGCUACCACAGCGGCGGGUUUAAAGGUGGAGCUGGAACUCGACGACGCCGGAAGGGAGAUAUUGGAGGAAGGUAAACGCGCUUACAAGGCUUUUUCUAGGGAGAUUCGCGAGAUGAAGGAUAAGGCCAUCGCAGACCCCCUCCCUAAGACUCCUCCGCGCCAUUCGCGCUCUUUGCAGAAGUUGGUAGCGGAGGUGGUCCUUCCUGUGCCUAAGGAUAGUGGAAAGAAGCCAGCUGUGGUGCGAUCUAGCACGCGCAAGUCUGCUCCUCCACCAAUCAGUUGCGCGCGUUGCUCGCUUCUCACUGUCCUUUGUGAUGGCAAGCCUGGAAAGCGUUGCCCUCGUUGCGCGUCUGCCAAGAAGCCUUGUUCGUUUUCGCGCAAGAAGACUAAGAAGAAUGCUGCGCCUCGUAAGGCAGGAUCUGCGCCAGAUGCGUCUCUCCCUGCUGCGUCGGCCUCUGGCUCUAUUCGUCGCACCAUCUUGUCUGUUGCCCAAGACGCUAUGGACAUCACUACGUCUGGGUCUGGGGAGUCUGAGGUUGAGAACGACGCUGAGGAGAAGGAGGUGCCUAUUUGCGCCGUCAAGGCCUUGCCGUCCCGUGCCCUUAAGGUACAUAAGGGCAAGGGAAACGCGCCCAGUGUCCCUACUGAAGGCGCUGAAGAGGUUGAGGAUGAGGUAGAGCGCCUCAAGGCUGAGAAUCAACACCUCAAGAGCAUCAUCCUCUCGAUGCGCCAAAGCGGGCGCUCUCAACAGAGUCGCCUUAUCGCGUUGUCCCACCAGGCCUAUUCCAUGUCUACUGAACUGGUGCGUUUGGAUGAGGAACUCGCCUUCCUUGAUUAG